AUGAGCAGCUCGGCGUUUCCUCUAGAGCACUCGCGUGGCCAUGGAAACGAUGCUACUGAAAUCACACUCUCUGAUGACACGUACUCGAAAAGUUACAAGCCAGCCAAGGGAAAUGUGUGGGCUACGCCAAAAAGGCUUCUAGGCGGAUUGGCAGAGGCGCUUACAGACUCGGCGGUGGCGCAUAAGAAGAUCUCGUUUGCGGUGUGCAUUCUCUUGUUUUUGUCGCUCUUCACGUCCGUGCCAUAUGUGCCUCAUUUGUUUGGGCCCAAGGACCCAAAGGUGGUGAUUAUCUUGGCCGCCAACGAGGGCGGAGGAGUUUUCAAGUGGAAGGGACCGCAAGAAUGGUCCGUGGAGCGGUCUUCCAUCGCCAACAAAAAGCAGUACGCCAGCAAGCACGGGUACGGGCUCACGAUCAAGGACAUGACCAUCAAGAAAAGAUACUCGCACGAAUGGCGUGAGCUGUGGGAGAAGGUGGAUCUCAUGAAGCAGGCCAUGCGCCAGUUCCCCAACACCGAGUGGUUCUGGUGGUUGGACUUGCACACCUACAUCAUGGAGCCACAUUUGCUGUUGGAAAAGCACUUUUUGAACAAGUUGGACAAUGCUACAUACAGAACCUUGGAUACGUUCAACCCGCUCAAGAUCCCUGUUGAAAUGCCUUACGUCGACUACACUGCGCCUAUUGACAUGGUGAUCACCCAGGACUGUGGUGGCUUCAAUUUGGGCUCGUUUUUGAUGCGCAGAUCUUCGUGGUCCGAGGCUCUUUUGGACAUCUGGUGGGACCCAGCCAUGUACGAGCAGAUGCACAUGCAGUGGGAACACAAGGAACAGGAUGCAUUGGAAACAUUGUACUCGACGCAGCCGUGGAUUCGCGAGAGGGUCGGCUUCUUGCCCUUGCGUACUAUCAACGCAUUUCCUCCUGGUGCUUGUGCGGAACAGGCCGAUGACCCGCAAUUUUUCUACCAAGAGGGCGAUUUUGUCAUUAACAUGGCCGGAUGCGAGUUUGGCAGAGACUGUUGGGGCGAGAUGGAGCACUACAAGGCCUUGUCGAAGAAGUUGCAGAAGUGGUGGAAGCUUUGGUGA
Clavispora lusitaniae ATCC 42720 is the source of this 1080-nucleotide messenger RNA. It is a transcript of the gene MNN10, whose product is annotated as alpha-1,6-mannosyltransferase. Gene Ontology annotation, molecular function: glycosyltransferase activity. The record is from RefSeq and is a predicted model, not a curated record. Gene Ontology annotation, cellular component: Golgi membrane. Gene Ontology annotation, biological process: protein N-linked glycosylation. NCBI's taxonomy places the organism in Eukaryota, Fungi, Ascomycota, Pichiomycetes, Serinales, Metschnikowiaceae.